Messenger RNA from Gambusia affinis (western mosquitofish), 3288 nucleotides. RefSeq lists its product as uncharacterized. Gene Ontology annotation, cellular component: vesicle; Golgi apparatus; trans-Golgi network. Gene Ontology annotation, biological process: vesicle-mediated transport. The record is from RefSeq and is a predicted model, not a curated record. Lineage: Eukaryota; Metazoa; Chordata; Actinopteri; Cyprinodontiformes; Poeciliidae. Gene Ontology annotation, molecular function: GTPase activity; GTP binding.
UGCAGGCGGAGCGGAGAGCUCACUGACCGCAAGACCGACGACGCACAACAACUCCUCUCUCCUGGACGUUUCUCGCCUCUGAGGCGCGAACUCUGGGCUACGUGAGUCCGGCUAAAGUCUUUUAACCUCUUGGGACGUUUUAAAGGAACUGAACGGGACCAAAACAACAACUCUGAAGACUUAAAAACUGUUCCGUUGCGAAUUAUUUCUGCGUCUACAGGAACAAGAAUGCUUCUGUAGCAUCUUUUUCUUUCUUUUUUUUAAUGGAAAGCUCUAAAUAUCCACACUUUAUUUCCAUUUAUCUAAAUGUUGGAGGAUCUUUUCCAGCCCAAAAAUUAGUGGAUAAUCAGUGAAUGCAUGACUUCAGAUCCUCUAAUUGGACUCAUCACCCCCAUCCCGUCCCUCUCGCGAUGCAGCAGGAGCGCCUGCUGAAGGUGUUGGUCAUCGGCGACCUGGGUGUGGGUAAGACGUCCAUCAUAAAGCGGUACGUCCACCAGGUGUACUCCCAGCACUACAGGGCCACCAUCGGGGUGGACUUUGCCCUCAAAGUGCUCAACUGGGAUCACAAGACGGUGGUGCGGCUGCAGCUGUGGGACAUCGCUGGACAAGAACGCUAUGGCAAUAUGACCCGUGUGUACUACAGAGAAGCAUUGGGGGCCCUUGUUGUCUUCGACAUGACCAGGCUGGCCACGUUUCAGGCUGUCCUGAAGUGGAAACGAGACCUGGACUCAAAAGUCACUCUGAGCAAUGGGAAGCCCGUUCCAGCCGUUCUGCUUGCCAACAAGUGUGACCAACGUCAACUCGGUCUGUGUCCCAAACUUCCAAAACUGGACAACUUCUCCCAAGACCACGGCUUUGUUGGCUGGUUUGAAACAUCUGCUAAGGAUAACACCAACAUCGACAGUGCCAUCACGUGUUUGGUUAAAGCGAUCACGUCUGCGGAGGAGGAGAAAGCGUCGAGUGACGGCGCUCCAAGCGAGUCCGACGGCGGAGUCGUCGUUCUGCCUCGUUUCGACCACAGAGCCAAGGAGAAGGGACUCAACGGCUGCGCCGGGUGCUCCUCCACCAAACCCAGAGCCGGAACCAGUGACUGAUCCAGAUCCAUUAAAAUCAUGGAGCGAUGACUUAAAGUCCUCCCCUUUCUAACAUUUAGAAGUUUCCCUAACUCUCUGGCAUUACUUGGGAAACUCUAUUGGAGAUGUUUUCUGACAUUUUUCUUCCUAAUUUCUUCUUGUUGUCUUUUUUUUAACAAACUGGGUAUUGUAUGUUUUUUAAGACUAAUUUAAGAUCGACUUCAGUAACUUCAAAAGCAUCCUCAUGUGGCUGCCGUGUUGGGAAAGAGUUUUGAGACAAAAUGAGGCACGAGGGCAGCAUUCUUCUCAGAAAGAUGAUUGUUAAAAGCAGAUCAGCUUUUAACGAUCUCCUGUCUUAAAGUCUUUUCUCACAAAGCAUUUUUUAAUUGUCCUAAAUGUUUGUCUCUGAAAGCUCGUUUCUCUGUGUACGAGAGAAACAGAGAACGUUUCUCUCGUACACAGAGAGAAACCGUGAUGUUUCUCAUCAUGAUGAUACAUCAUUUUACAUCAUUUAACUGAUGUAAAAUAUCAUUUUACAUCAGUUAAUUAUUAGACAACUCUGUCAUGUUUUACUCUGUUCUGUCUGCACAAAAUUUCUGUUUUAAUGAUGCCCGUUGUUUUUGUCCUGCAACAGAAAAUCUUUUCUUUUCUUUUUCUGAUGCAUAAAUGAACUACCGCCCAGAGCACACGUCUUCGGAAGCAAUGAGACCUAAAUACAUGGCGAUGCAAGGAGGAAACCUUCCACAAUGGCUCUUGAUUUGGCUACAAAAGUGCAGAAUCAACAACUUUUUCAAAAUACAGACAUAGCAAAUGUAGAUUUCAGCAGUUUUGGAAUAAACAUUGCAUUAAAUGUCCACAAAAGAAUGAUACAAGUAUCAUUCUCAUGUUUAGUAAAAUUCAUUUUUUCCUAUCAUUACAUUGGAAACUAAGUGUUUUUUCUUUUGUUUGCAUCCCAUAAAAAAAGUAUCAAUCCUCUUUUUUAAAAUUCUUUUAAAAAUGACCACAAAUUCCCCACAGUAGAUAUUCAGGUUGCCUUUUCACAAAAGCUUACAUAACAUUUGCAACUCUGAAUAAGUUUUAUUUUGUUAAACUGAGGGCAAAAACAGCUCUUUGGCCUCUAAAGGUCGCAGACUCUUGGUUCAAAGCGUAUCUGUGUGAUAAAAUGACCAAUUCCUAAAUCUGACAUUAGCAUCUGUUCCAAUCCUCGAAUGUUGCUCUUUAAAAGUCCUCUCUAUCCGGUCUGACUGAGGUAAGAAGAAUCUAAAUAAUUUCAGUUUCUAAAUGUAGAAAGCUGGUAAAGAAAAAUACCCAAAAUCUCUCCGGCUGUAAUUGAUAGUCCUCCAGAUUCUUUUAAAAAUAUGACAAACUAGGAUUUGCCAGAUCGGUCGUAGAGCACUCACACACUAAAUGCUCAGGUUUAUAUGUGUUCAUACUUGUCAGACUACAGAAGCAGCAUCACAACUUGUUACUUUCUUCUGCGCCACCAAGACAGACAUGUUUGAUAUGUAACUCUUGGGUAUUUGUUGUGUACCACAAUCUGGUGAAAGCCUGUCAAAAUAUAGUUGUGUGUGUGUGUGUGUGUGUGUGUGUGUGUGUGUGUGUGUGUGUGUGUGUGUGUGUGUGUGUGUGGGUGGGUGUUUGGGGGGGUUGUUUUUGAAGAUGAAAGCGCUUUUUCUGUCGUUAUCAGUCUCCGUCUCUCCAGGCGACACUCAGCAAACGGGACACGUCGCUCUUUUUUCAGGUGUGGAUGUUUGGCCUUCUCUGUGAAGACGACUUGUAUCCUGGACGCUAAUGAAAGGCUCCCCUUUUUGGCUCUUUUUCGCCACUCUUUACAAGGUUAAAUGUCAGCGUCUGGGAAAGCUGUCCUUUAAAUGUCAUUUUCCACCUUAGAUGUUUCUCUGUGUUUUCUGUGACCUCCGGCUUCUCAUUUCCUACACCCUGCUGCAUGUGUCAGCAGCUGAAAGCUUCAGAGUCAAUCCGCUAAUGAGUGAGUGUUAAAAGCAGCAGCGUCUGAGGUCUUUCUUUCUUGUUGGUUCCAUUUUGUUUUGUUUCUCUACCUACGCGCUGAAAGGCGGUAUAAUUUCUUUAAUCGAUAUGAAAAAUAAUGCUUCCUUUGUGGAGAGUGUUCUUUUGUGUCACGUAUCAUCUAUGUAUCAUCAUACCGUCUAUAUCAUCUAUAUUGUACAGAGUCAUAAGCCUGUAAAUGUCUUCCUUA